AUGACUUUCGCCCAAAAAGAAUUCAGCACUCCACCACCCCAUCCACCGGCGGGCACACCCCAACAUGCCGAAUCAGCACUCCCCUGGUACUCAAUAGCACCCGGAGUCUGGGAAUUCCUCCUAAAUGGAGACGCAGAACAUAAAGCCGCAUUGCAGUGGUGGGAACCAAACGCCGUCUCGGCACAGACCGAGCCUAUAACUCAUACUUACAUCGAAGAGGUUUGCACAUUGCGAGGUGGGCUGCAGGAUGUUACGCUUGGCAAGGCGUGGGGUAUUGGUUCUUAUGCUUACCGAUUCCCGGGCAUGAAGCAUGGUCCAUAUCGAGCUUCCGAGGAGGGGUGCUUGCAGUUUGUGAAGGUCGUGCCUGUGUCGGAUGCGAAGUAG
Penicillium nucicola is the source of this 384-nucleotide messenger RNA. RefSeq lists its product as uncharacterized. The record is from RefSeq and is a predicted model, not a curated record. The coding region runs from base 1 to 384 and encodes 127 amino acids. The transcript has a single exon. Lineage: Eukaryota; Fungi; Ascomycota; Eurotiomycetes; Eurotiales; Aspergillaceae.